Molecule: messenger RNA, 3110 nt
Organism: Gaeumannomyces tritici R3-111a-1
Lineage: Eukaryota; Fungi; Ascomycota; Sordariomycetes; Magnaporthales; Magnaporthaceae
Product: DNA-(apurinic or apyrimidinic site) lyase 2
Exons: 3
Coding region: 103-1755 (550 amino acids)
Biological process (GO): base-excision repair
Cellular component (GO): nucleus
Molecular function (GO): endonuclease activity; zinc ion binding; phosphoric diester hydrolase activity
Source: RefSeq, a predicted model, not a curated record
CAUUCUCCACUCUACCGCUCCUCUGCCUCCAAUCUCCAAUCCAUCCUGCCUAAUCUCCAAUCCAUCCCGCCUCCCGCCCUGCCCGUCCGUUUAUCCAAAAACAUGCCCGGUCUUCGCAUUACGUCGUGGAAUGUCAAUGGCAUCAGAAACCCGUUUGCCUACCAACCAUGGCGAGAGAACAAGACCUACCAGGCCAUGUUCGACUCUCUCGAGGCCGACAUCGUCAUCAUGCAAGAGACCAAGAUCCAGCCCAAGGACCUCCAGGAUGACAUGGUUCUCGUUCCCGGCUGGGACGUCUACUUCAGUCUGCCCAAGUUCAAAAAGGGCUACUCGGGCGUUGCCAUCUACACUCGCACCUCCAAGUGCUGUCCCAUUCGCGCCGAGGAGGGCAUCACCGGCGUGCUCUGUCCUCCAAACUCUGCCACCAGAUUUCGUGACCUCCCCGCCGACUGCCAGAUCGGUGGCUAUCCCCGCCCCGGCCAGCUGACCCGAGACGUCGACGAGGCCACCCUGGACUCUGAGGGUCGGUGCAUGAUCCUGGAGUUCCCGGCCUUUGUCCUCAUCGGCGUCUACAGCCCAGCCGCCCGCGACGAGACGAGAACCGACUUUCGCCUCGGCUUCCAAGAAGCCAUGGAUGUCAGAGUCCGUAACCUCGUCGCCAUGGGCAAGCAUGUGGUUUUGACGGGUGAUCUGAACAUUAUCCGUGGCGAGCUCGACACUGCCGGCCUCGUAGACUGGCUACGCAAGGCAAAUAUGAGCUUGGACGACUUCCUCUCGACGCCGUCUCAGCGCCUCCUCAACCAUCUUGUCUUUGGUGGUGUCGUCAUUGGCAAGCGCGAUCAUGGCCGAGAGACACCAGUCAUGUGCGACCUGGGCCGCGAGUUCCACCCCAUCCGCCAGGGUAUGUAUACAUGCUGGGAGACUCGCAGGAAUGCCCGCCCAAGUAACUUUGGUAGUCGCAUUGACUAUGUGCUGUGUAGCGCCGGUAUCAGGAGCUGGUUCGUCGAUGCCGGCAUCCAGGAGGGCUUGCUCGGCUCCGACCACUGCCCUGUGUACGCAACCCUGAGUGACAUUGUCAAAGCGGGCGAGGAGGAUGUUCAUAUUGCCGAUUUGGUGAAUCCCGAGGGCAUGUUCCGUCAUGGGGAGCGGCUACGAGACUGGUCUACAAAAGAUCUUCUCUCUUUAUCGGCAAGACUCAUCCCUAAUUUUGAUCGCCGCCAGAGCGUCAAGGAUAUGUUCUCCAAGAGGUUUCCUCAACCACCCCACAAAGAAACGCCCCCAGUACUAUCCACUGCGAUCGCUUCAAACACAUCGAUGGACACACAAGCUGCUGCAUCCACAACCUUCCAGUCAGGCUUGCAGAAAAGGCCACGCUCGCCACCUGUGUCCUCCCCACCACAGAAGAAAGCCAAGUCGGCAGCAGGCCGGUCUUUGGCCAAACAGACCACUAGCGGCUCCCAAACGAGCUUGAGAGGUUUUUUUACGCCCAAGCAGUCACUCCGAGCCUCUGAGACCAUCUUCGAUCCCAUACAAUCCAAAGAAUCAUGGUCAAAGAUUCUGGGCAAGAGGGUUGCGCCAAAUUGCGAACACGGCGAGCCCUGUACCAGUCUUGUGACCAAAAAACCAGGUAUCAACUGUGGUCGAUCAUUUUACAUGUGCGCCCGCCCGCUAGGCCCAUCAGGCGAGAAAGAAAAGGACACCGAGUGGAGGUGCGGCACAUUCAUCUGGAGCAGCGACUGGGGAAAAUCGAAAUAAAUCCUCGGCAAGCCCCCAUCAGAGUGUUCCGAGAUACUCUCAGCCAUUCAUCAUAAUCACAUGGGUCACCGAUGGGUGACAGUUUGCAGUCUCAACCUCGCCCCGACUCAUGGCACAGCUGUCAGAGCCUGACUUUCCGUCUAAUCCCUUUUCAAUUCCUUUCGUCACUUCCUUCUACCUUGUGCCUCCAUUCCAAUGCCCAGCCGCUGCCAAAUUUCGAAUCCCGUUUAUACUCCUGACGGGAAGUCUUGCAUAGAACUUCCAGGAUGAUACCAUGGUUCCCCGUUGGUGGAGCCUGCUACCCAAUGCACCUUGCCAGAACAUGGACGCGUUGAUACGAGCAGUCGUAUGCAUCUCGCCAUGUCAGCCAGGGAGCAUCUGGCUAGAAGGCCGGAUCCAGAUUCAUGUCAAACGUGAAAGCCGGAUCAAGCUGGAAGGCUGGACCGAGCUGGAAGGUUGGAUCGUGCUGGAAAGUCGGGUCAAGCUGGAAUUCCGCACCAAGCUGGAAGGCUGCAUCAAGCUGCAAGGUUGGGUCGUGCUGCAAGGUUGGGCCGUGCUGGGUGUUGAGGCCGAGCUGGAAAGUCGGGUCAAGCUGAAAGUCGGCAUCAAGCUGGAAGUCCGCAUCAAGGUGGAAAGCCGCAUCAAGGUGGAAAGCCGGGUCAAGCUGAAAGGUCGUGUCAGGCUCAAUGGUGAGACAAGCAUCCUCUUGGAUCUUGUUCCAGAGGUUGGCGGGCGAUUCGGUGUUCAGGGGGGCGAUCGGGAUCCCCAGGGUGUCGGCACUGGAUCGAAGACCCGAGCUCUUGUCGCCUGCCGCCAGCAACUCUUCGUUCAAGGAACAGCAUGUGUUGCUGCCCACGCUGCCAUCGCCAGCAAGGAGGUCGACUUGAUGAUUGUCAUCAACAAUCAUAUCUUUGUCAUCGACCUUGCGCGGCGCCCAGGUCGAGUUUGCCUUGCUCUUCAGCUCCUUCCCCUUGGAUUUCGUGAUCUUGUUGGCAGCAGGCCUUUUCUUAGUCUGGCCACCCUUCUUGCGGUGCGAAUCUCCAGCUCUUCCACCGCCGGUCGCCAAAGCGGCCUCGGGGUAGUCGGGCUCAUGUCUUACCCCCUCCCUCAUCUUGCGUGCGCGUGUCUCUCAGUGAGCGCGAACCUCAGGUAACUCGUACUUCCACAUUGUGGAGACUGCCUAGGCUAUGAGAAGAAUAUUAGCUAGUACAUCCAUGAUUUUCGUCUGAGGCAACCGUCAAAGAUUACAGUUGCCUGAUGUGGUAUUGCAAGGGUGCGAGGAAUCAUGGUGAUAGGGAGGGUGAGAUUGAACUGAGGGGAUAGCUAGUUGCGCAGAGUUUGGACAGCUUCCCCUU